AUGAAUCUUAGUGUUCAAUCGUCUUCCGGAGUCGUCAGUCGGGUGCCUGAGAACUCUUCCAAUCGGACCAGCCACGAGUCAGAAAGACCAUCAAGUCGACGAGGCCAUCCCAUUGCCCACAGGAUUGUGAGAGCUCUCUUACCCAAACACCAGUCUCUCAAAUCCCCAGUGGCCUUUAUACCUCAAGAUGACCUAAUAGAAAUCUUCAACCCUUCAGUCAUUCAGGAUUUACUUGAUGAAGCAUAUAAAAAGGACAGGAGUAAGACUCGCAUCCUAUUACAUCAGAUAGACGGCACAAAGAGCAAAUGUGGACGAUAUAAGAUACUUGCAACGCUCCUGCUGCUUGACAAGAUCAAAUAUCUGCGCUACUUUGUUCAUUCUCAUGUCUGGGACGACAACCUACCACUAUCAGAGAAGCACAUGAUCUUUAACAUCUACGACUGGAAGGAACUGGCUAUCGAUGGAUUUCUUGACAAGCAAUAUCUUUUUCAUCCCCACAUCAUCGAUUUCGAUUGCAUGCAGCAUAUAAAAUUGAGGUCUGAUAUACGCAUGCCAUUUCUGUACUUGCUGGAUAGAAAGAAGAGGGGCGCACAUGGCCAGGUGUCGAAGGUUAGGAUACAUAAACAGUAUCAGAAAUGGGGACAACGAACGAGAUGUUUUGAUCACUACGCUGUCAAACGCUUUACUGCUGAUGACGCGACCUUUGAGCAGGAGAGGGCAGCAUUGGCCCGAUUCAGCCAUCCAAAUCUAGGACACGAGAACCUCAUUCAAUUGUUAUUCUCAUAUGAACUAAGAUCAACCCGAUUUCUGAUCUUUCCGUGUGCUGAAGGCGAUUUAGAGGACUACUGGAAGAAUCACUGCUGUGAUCCUGCAUCACCGGACCAAUUAAUUUGGAUGAUCCAACAAUGCCAUGGAUUAGCCUCUGGUCUUGCCAAGGUCCACCAUCACUCUUCUUGGGCCCGACAUACGAGACACCACAAAACCCAAAACCAAGGACGACAUGGGGACAUCAAACCCAAGAAUAUCCUCUUCUUCAAUGACACAGCAGACUCGUAUGGGAAGCUAGUCGUGGCCGACUUCACUCUUAUGAGAUUUCACUCGCCCAAUACCGUUUACACUCGUAUUCAAGAUGUAAACUACUCGCAAACAUACCGACCACCUGAAAAGGCUGCUCGGGAUGGUUCUCGAGUGACUCAAAAGUGCGAUAUCUGGACAAUGGGGUGCGCAUUCCUCGAGUUCAUUACAUGGCACCUCCUUGGCUUCAAUGCUGUUCGCUCACGUGAGCCUACCAAUGAGAACGAACGUAAGCGAGGAUUCCAGGCUCCGGAUGGCCAAGAGUGCGAAGACUUUUAUACAUCGAGACAACAAGAUGACGAUAACCCAUAUAAGUAUCCAGACGAUAAGUUUUGGAACGAUACAAAUGGGGCUGGAGUUGUCAAGGAUUCAGUUAUGAAGUGGAUGAGUUUCUUGCGAAGCCUUGAGCAUUCAUCCCAGGCAUUGCACGAUUUCUUGGACUUUAUCACACACGGCAUGCUGGUUGUGAAACCCAAGGACAGAUGCUCCAUGAUGCAUGUUGCAAGCCGUCUUGCCCAAAUCCUGGCCACUUGUAAGACAGACGAGUCGUACUGCGGGCCUCUUAGCCUCAAGGGGCGAGCUAGAUAUAUGAUUCUAGAGUUUCCCCGUCUUCUUGGGCCGCCCGGGGACUAUGGCAGAGUUAGAUUCGAUCCGAAUCCAGUGGCUCAGUCGGCUACUAACCUUCUGAGCCAAGAGGACUAUAGCCUAUUUGAAAGAGAGUUUGGAGUCAAGGAAAAUGAUACCAGGAGUGAUUCGGCAGAAUUAUAUCACCCCUCACCUCCUAGAGAUCAAUCACUACUAAUGGGGGCUUCCAGGAUUAGGUCACAGUCCUCAGCCGUAUCCAAUGCACCACCAUUAAACCGUGAUCAGUCACGUCUGAGCGGUUUUCUAACGCAGCCGACAACAGGACAAAAAUCCGAGGACGGACGACCCAGUUACCAAGGCAUAAAGACAGAGAUACUCGAGCAAGAGAAGCCAAAGACAGACCAGCCCUUCCACUUGCCAUUUCAAAACUCGAGAAGGAAUGAUAAAUAUAUAGAAGGUCGCGGUAUUAGUAUAAGGAGUUCGAGAAGUCGACGACUGAUUAAUCGUUACAACGAGUGGAAAGCCAAGACAAAAAGGUCUUGUCGUAGACUAGUGCACUGA
Fusarium sp. VM40 is the source of this 2220-nucleotide messenger RNA. NCBI's taxonomy places the organism in Eukaryota, Fungi, Ascomycota, Sordariomycetes, Hypocreales, Nectriaceae. The record is from the annotation of a GenBank genome assembly.